AUGCUCUUCUCCUUCCUCGUACUCUCUCUCUCCCCGCCACUUUCUCACUGCUCAUCCAUUCAUGACCUCCUCCAGUCCAGAGGCUUGCCGGCCGGCCUCCUCCCGAAGGAGGUCGAAUCCUACACACUGUCUGAAUCUGGGCUACUUGAAGUGUUUCUGGAUGGUCCGUGUAUAACCAAGUUUGAUACGAUGGCGUUUUAUGACAGUGUUGUUCGGGCGAAUUUAACGUACGGUAGUCUCACCGGAGUCGAGGGAUUCUCGCAGGAAGAGCUCUUUCUGUGGCUUCCGGUUAAGGAUAUUGUAGUUGAUGAUCCGAAGUCGGGGCUAAUUCUGUUUGAUAUUGGUGUUGCUCAUAAACAGCUUUCGCUGUCUCUGUUUGAAGAUCCACCAGAUUGUAAUGCAAAAAGUGUAUCGAAGAAAAAUGGCAGAGAAGAAAGAGGACAUGCAGCUCAAAAAUAA
Molecule: messenger RNA, 459 nt
Organism: Fraxinus pennsylvanica
Lineage: Eukaryota; Viridiplantae; Streptophyta; Magnoliopsida; Lamiales; Oleaceae
Source: the annotation of a GenBank genome assembly